Arachis stenosperma is the source of this 910-nucleotide messenger RNA. Its product is annotated as outer envelope pore protein 16, chloroplastic. The transcript has 6 exons. Lineage: Eukaryota; Viridiplantae; Streptophyta; Magnoliopsida; Fabales; Fabaceae. Gene Ontology annotation, biological process: protein import into chloroplast stroma. Gene Ontology annotation, cellular component: chloroplast outer membrane. Gene Ontology annotation, molecular function: amino acid transmembrane transporter activity. The record is from RefSeq and is a predicted model, not a curated record. Bases 275 to 721 code for a protein of 148 amino acids.
AUUCAAUUCGGAUCUGAAUAGCAAUAAUAUUAUAAGAAUCGUUAGAGACAAAAUUAGUAUGUAGACAAAUCCAAGCGUACGAAGCAAUUAACUGACACAUGGAUCUUCUCCACACCCAACCCAAUCUCUUCGCUUCACUUUCCCCAUUCCCCAUGUCAUGUGAUUGAGUGAGUGAGUGAGUGAGUGAGCGAGUGAAACUACAUUCAUAAUCAUAACAAACCAAGGAACUGAAGCGAGAGAGAGAGAGAGAGAGAGAGAGAGAGAGAGAUCAGAGAUGCCUUACAGCAGGUUUUCAGGGUCCCUAACUUCGCCCAAGGUCGACGUGGUUAUUGACAUGGGCAAUCCAUUCCUUAAUCUUACUGUCGAUGGUUUCUUGAAGAUCGGAGCCGUGGCAGCUACCCGGGCAGCUGCUGAGGAUACCUAUCAUAUCCUCCAAAAGGGUAAGGGAAAUAUUUCAAGUCGAGAUUUUGAGAAAAUGCUGAAGAAGAUGUGUAAAGAGGGUGCAUAUUGGGGAACUGUAGCUGGAUUAUACGUUGGAACAGAAUAUGGGGUGGAGAGGAUCCGUGGCAAGAGAGACUGGAAGAAUGCAAUGAUUGGGGGUGCAGUAACCGGGGCUAUUGUUUCCGCAGCCAACAACAAUAAGAAAGAUAGGAUUGCCAUGGAUGCCAUUACGGGUGCAGCAGUUGCUACUGCUGCAGAGUUCAUCAAUUACCUUACCUGAAUGAACCAAAAUGUAUAUCUCACUGGUUUUUUUACUGUUAGGAUCUAUAUUGGUUUACAUGGUAAUGUUGAUGGACCCAUUUGGAUGUCUGCUAAACCUGUGUUUUGAUCACUUAUGUCAAUUAGUUGUUUGCAAGAUACUAUAGUUCACUGUUUUCAUUAAUAACAUUGUGUUUUACACUUUACUAUA